AUGUCGGGUACUCCGGUCCUACCAUCCUUUCCGGAGUCGGUGGAGAAGGUUGUGGAAGUGCCGCAGAACGCAGUAGGGAAGGCCAUUGGUAAAGGAGGAGACUGUAUUAAAAGAAUAAGACUGGAGACGGGUGCACGUAUUGAGGUUGACCAGAGUAGCAAAGAUCAAGGUUUCAGUCGAUUCAUCGUCACCGGAGCUCGUGCAGAGCAAGUUGACAACGCUGUCGAGCAGCUCAACGAGAUAAUACGCUCGUGCGAGUCAUGUGACUUCCUCCGCCCUGGAGAUAUCGAGCGCCGUGUUUCUCUGCCGGAGGAUAAAGUUGGUGAUGUGAUAGGGCCUCGCGCGUGUGUACUCGAUGAGCUCAAGAGGAGGAGUGGAUGUCGAAUGGAUGUUGUGGUUAAAGUCCCACCUGGCGAGAUGAAGUAUGCUCGAAUUGUUGGACCACCUGAGGCGUGCACCAUCGGCGCUUUCCUGGUUAAUGAAGUUAUCCAAGGGAAUUUCGAUGUUGGUGGGGUCAUUCGGCAAUACUCGGAGAGAACCGGGCAAGUCCUGUUCGAUCCGAACCAUGAUAUGCGAAGAAAAGGCGGUGGCGGCUUUUCGGGAGGCAAAGGGAACAACUUCGGCACUCCUGAGAGAUACGAUGAUAUGAGCGGAGCGAUGAAUUUUAGAGGAAAGGGCUUUGGUGGCCGUUUUGAUAGUCCUCCACAAGAUCAAUGGAGUAGACGUCGUGAAAAUGAGGGCAGAAAUUGGCAAAGUACACUUCCUCCUGCUCCUACUGCUCCACCAGCAUCAUACGGCUCUUAUGGAGUGGAAAAAACAGCUGCUGCUGGUGGUGGUGCUGGUUAUGGGUUGAUGAAUUCCAAUGCCAUAGUGAAGUUCAAGAUCCCUACCUUUGCGUAUGAUAAGGUUAUGGGCGUGGAUAACGAUGUCUUACGUAGGAUCAGCCGCGAGACAGCGACACAGAUUAAUGAGCUUUCUGGUAGAGACGAAAUAGGACAGGCCAUAUUGCUUUUGGAAGCUCCUUCGCAGACAGCGGUCGACGCCGCUAUUAGAGAGCUAGAGGAAGUCAUAUUUACCUGUGAGAGGCCAAUACCGGGCCCUGAGGAAACACAGGAGUUUCUUCCGAUGAAUGCGACAGAUGCGGCUAAGAUGGAGGGGUAUAGGAGUUGUGUGAUAGACGACUUGAAAAGAAGGAGUGGUUGUCGAAUGGAAAUCACAUUGGCUCGUCCCGACGCUGAUGUUGAUGAUAACAUGCUCACAAUAGUUGGCAAUGCGGAGCAGGUUAAAGUAGGGAUGAUGUUGGCCGCUCAAGUGCUGUCGGGCCAAAUCGACUGCAGUGCUAUUGAGAGGAAGUUCAAGGAGGCUCACGCGGAGGUUUUGUUUUUAAACAUUUUCUAUGUUAUCUGUUGCCUCGCCGAUCUUGAGGCUGUCGGCCUUGUCAUCGGUCGGUACUUUAUGGAGGCCUCUGGUCUCUCGGUGCUUGUCUACUGCUUCCUCUCGAACGAGUUAUAG
Messenger RNA from Perkinsus marinus ATCC 50983, 1512 nucleotides. Its product is annotated as Far upstream element-binding protein, putative. Gene Ontology annotation, molecular function: mRNA binding. Gene Ontology annotation, cellular component: nucleus; cytoplasm. The record is from RefSeq and is a predicted model, not a curated record. The transcript has 11 exons. The coding region runs from base 1 to 1512 and encodes 503 amino acids. NCBI's taxonomy places the organism in Eukaryota, Perkinsozoa, Perkinsida, Perkinsidae. Gene Ontology annotation, biological process: regulation of gene expression.